This is a messenger RNA of Seminavis robusta, 3981 nucleotides long. NCBI's taxonomy places the organism in Eukaryota, Bacillariophyta, Bacillariophyceae, Naviculales, Naviculaceae. The record is from the annotation of a GenBank genome assembly.
CUUUUUUCAACCUCCUUGACCUUGAAACCGCACAACCCACAACAGUUGUUUGCUCUUUCCUUCCCCAUACAUACCAACGAUACGAUGACGACGACGAAAGAUUACCAUGAUGAGCUACCUACCAGAUCGGCUGGUGCCUCUGGCGCUGAAGACAGCGAAGGAUGUGGCUCUGACUACGUUGAUGACGAGAGCGGGCAUCUCGGCAACGCUACCGCUCUGGAAGAGAAGCCCGCCCAAAAGAUUGCUCAGAAAGAGAGCGACCAAGUGUGGUAUUUGCGCCUGGUCCUUCUCAUGGUGUUGGUCGUGGCCGCUUUGACCACCUCGUUGCUCUUGUACUUUCUCCUCAGGGCCGACGAACAAGAGGACUUUGAGAAACAGUAUUACUCCGAUGUCAACAAGAUUCUGGAAGGCAUUGCCAGCAGCAUCGACAACUCCUUGGGAGCUAUUGAUGCCUAUGUGUCCAAAAUGGUAGCACAACAAAGCGUGACCAACUCCAGCUUUCCGUUUGUCACCGUUCCGGGAUUCGGUGUUCAAGCAGCCAAGCUCAUGAAAUUGAGCGGAGCCUAUCAGUUUGGCACUGCUCUCUUUGUGACCCCUGAACAAAGAGAUCCCUGGCAAAAGUAUGCCAGUGAAAACGAUCAGUGGGUGGAAGAGACCAUCCAAGUCCAAGACAAGAACGAAGAAUGGCUUAGUGCCACUUUGCGAAACUACAAUGCAAGCUAUGAACUCAUUGGAAUCACGGCAGAAAUGGAAUUGGGAGUGGCCGAUGAUCCAUUGCCUUACUCCAACAACACCUAUGCCGCACUCUGGCAGAAUGCACCUCUUUUGGAAGAACAAAGUUUUAUCCCCUACAACUACGAUGUGUGGAUCAGUGUCGACGCCGUCCCGGACAUUCUCGAGUCUAUCCAUUCCCAACGAGUCAUCAUUGCAAAGUCACCCAACAUUCUCAUGGACCCGGACGAUGCCGAGAUGGCAAUUUACAUUGAAGAGUUGGCAGAGAAGAAUAAGCACUUUGUAUCCCCAGAUCAAGAUCCCACGGAACCAAUCACCGCCAUUACGUAUCCCAUCAUUGACUCGUUUGAUUCCGUCCGCAUUGAUGUCAGUCCUGAAAACUUGAUCCAUAACACAGUGGUGGGAUUCUUGUUCUUUACCAUUUACUUUCGAGAGCUGUUCAUCAACAUUUUGCCAGACAACUCGAUUGGGCUGGUCGUCGUCGUCGAAGCGCCAGACUGUAAUGAGACCUUCACCUACCGCCUGGACGGGCCAGAAGCAAUAUACCUGGGUGGCGGUGAUCAUCACGACCCUUCCUACGACUAUCUGGAGCAAUCAGCACAAUUCGCCGAAAUGAUGGAAACGGCAAAAUCUCAAGGCAGCAGCUCGUACACUGGUCUGCCUUUGUCUGAUACGUACUGUGCCCGCAACGUUCGCAUCUAUCCGUCCAAGGCGACCGAGGACCCUCACACGACCAACAAACCGGUCAUCAUUGCUGUCUUGACAGCUCUAAUCUUUGUCUUUACUUCCCUCAUCUUUCUACUGUUCGACUGGCGUGUCCGGGUCCGCCAAACAAAAGUUAACAACCGGGCUGUGGCUUCCACCGCGAUUGUCACCUCGCUGUUUCCCGAACAAGUGGCUCAGCAGCUCUAUCAGGAACGCGAGGAAACCAUACAACACAAAAAGGCAAAGGAAACCAACCUGGAUUCAUUCCUUCAGGAAGACCACUAUCACGGCAGCACAGCAGUGAAGAGCUCCAAACCCAUUGCCAGUAGAUACGAUCACACGUCCAUCUUGUUCAUGGAUCUCUCUGGGUUUACUUUCUGGUCUGCACAACGGGGCCCGGAGGACGUGUUUCUCAUGCUCGAGACUUUCUACGGGGCCAUUGACGAGAUUGCGAAGAAAAGGGGCGUUUUCAAAGUUGAGACGAUUGGUGAUUGUUACGUCGCCGUCACAGGAAUCCCCGAUGCAAUGGAGGACCACGCUGCUACUUUGUGUAGAUUUGCUAGAGACAGUGUGAACAAGAUGAACGAGCUAAAGGUCCAACUAGCCGAAACCGUCGGGCCUGAUAUAUUGGAUCUUCAAUUUCGAGUUGGGAUCCACAGCGGCAGUUGCAUUGCUGGCGUUCUGCGUGGUGAGAAAGGUCGCUUUCAGCUCUUUGGAAAUACAAUGAAUUUUGCCGCCAGAAUGGAAUCCACGGGUGUCCCUGGUCGCAUUCACGUGAGCGAAGCUACCGCGGAAGAACUUCGAUCCAAAGGAAAGGGACAUUGGUUGGAGCCUCGAGAAGAUCUGGUCCACGCCAAGGGAUUGGGAGAGAUCCAAACCUACUUUGUUGACUUUAAGAAUGCCAAGAGCAUCGUGUCCUGCUCUGUUUCCAAUUGGAGCAAUGACCGCGAUCAAGAAGACCGCAAAGACUUAGAAGAUGAUGAUGGCGCGGAAAAACGAGUAUCAUGUUGAGCACUGUAGCCACCAACAAACUUGCCAAGGGGAUAAAUAGGAGGUUUCGUAGAAGUUGACAAAUUCCAAGUUCAAUAAUGCUGUUUGGUAGUUCCGGUCGAUUUCUCUGUUGGGGUGUCUCGAACGCUGUGGUCACACUUCAAAGUGCUGUCUGAUGCCGACGUGAUAGCAGCCCGAGAACAAACAAAGGCUGGAAGGGGCGGCUAUCUCUCGUUCCCUCCUUGAAAGAGCCAGCUCCGUUUUAUUUUAGCUCACGGUGUCAACCAACCCGCAAAAGCCAAUCCAAAAGGACUAGUUGCAGAUUAUAUCCAACCACCACGCCAAGACCGAGCGCCCACCAGGGCACCUCCGUGGCAAUCCUGGACAGGGACUGUCUUCCAUCCAAUACGGCUCCAAAGGGCAAAAAGGACGUGUCGUCAAAAAAGUCUUGCAAAGUUGCCCCGGGUGCAAAGACGGUUCCUACCGAUCCUUCUUCUCGGAUCACUCGAAGAUCUUGAGCGGCACAUCCCGCAAUGGCGUACAUGGCCAAUCCACCAAAGAAUAGGAAAUCUCUGGUUUGUCCACCCAUGCUCAUGGCAGUCGCCAAUCCCCACGGAACCACAGGGAGGAUCAGAGGAUGCCUGGUGAUACGUGUCAUUCCAGUUGCUUGCAGCUUUUGUGCAUCGUUACGAGCAAUCAAACUGCUAGCUUCGUUUUUCAUAUUGGAUUGGCCUUCGCCAACAAACACUGGGACCAAGGAUAACGGUGAUGGAUUGAAAAGUGAUGCAAUUGAAACGGCCCAGGAGGCCGUCGCAAUCCACACAAACCAUGUGGAAUCAUGGUUCAUCGGUGGUUGUUGCUGCAGCGAUUCCAAGUAGGCCAAGAAGGCUGAUCCCAGAGUGGCAAACGAAAUGGCAGUGUACCCCAAGCGAUACAACUGUCGCCCGGCAAUAUCGGUUGUGGGGAAAAUCUCUUGUCCUCCCGAUGCAUCUCCUGGCCAGAUAUCAGGAAGUCUCCAAUCGGUCCGAUUUACAAGACCCGCAGUUCCUGCCACGUUGCCACAGAUAUCAAUCAACUGCCUUCGUAUCGCCGACAUGCCAAUGUGGGAAGCGGAAAAGGCUGCUGUCCAAAUGCCAAUCUUUACAUCCACAGGUGUCAACUGCAGCAAGGGAGACAUCUGCCUCGGUAUUCCAUCGCUGCGUGCCAAGGAGGAUGGAACUGACUUUGGCGGAACGAAUCCAUUUGCAUUCCUGACAAGGAGCAGAGUCAAUAGAAGUAUCUGUAGAGGCAUCAUGGCGGCUGCAUUGAUGUGUUGUUUCUGCGACAGAGAUCUGGAUGCGGCUCGGGUCGCUGCAGAGGUCUUGAGCUCAAACAUCGAACAACGGCGACGACAAUGAGCCUUAAGGAUGGAGAUACUAACGGUUAUUACGUCUCCUGCAAGGUCCCGAAACGGGACUUAAAAGGUGUUAGUUUCACGCUUUUUGUUAGUUUCACCCUUUUGUUAGUUUCACGCUUUUGUUAGUUUCACGCUUUUUGGGUUAGUUUCACGCUUUU